Molecule: messenger RNA, 2913 nt
Organism: Podarcis lilfordi (Lilford's wall lizard)
Lineage: Eukaryota; Metazoa; Chordata; Lepidosauria; Squamata; Lacertidae
Source: the annotation of a GenBank genome assembly
CUAAAAGAAUAGUGUGGCUUGAGAGCAUUAAAAAAAACAAAAAAAAACACCUUGGAGGAUUGUAUUUGCUAUUUUCAAUACUAUUCUUGGAGCGAAUGAUUCCCUCCUUCAAUGGCUUCCGCCUCGUCCCCUCCCCUAAAAUAAAAAAUCUGGAUUUGACUUGCAUAAAUUCUAUAUUCCCUGCCACAGAUUCUCACAGGCUACCAUUGCCAUGAGAAGAGGUGACAGCCGAGUCAUUUUGCUAUCUGGUUAAAAAUUGAUAAGCCUAUGUGAGCUGUAACCUUGUCUCUUUUAAACCUCCAGACCUUCCCCUUUUCAGCUUCCAAGAUGCCAGUAUUCAUUCUCCUGAGCCUCCUCCUCCGUGAUGUUGUAUCUGGUAGUCCAGGUAAGGUCACAAAAGGGGCUAGCUGUUACUGCAUUUUGCAUCUGGAGAAUUAAAAGAAAUGUUGUGAUAAUUUGCAAGGAGGAGGAGCAGAGAGAUAGAGAGAGAGUGAGUGAGUGAGUGUGUGUGUGUGUGUGUGUGUGUGUGUGUGUGUGUGUGUGUGUUGGCUGCAAGGCUGGACUAAGGCUGUGCGUAUGCCUUUAAAUCUCAUUUGAAGCCCAUUCUUUCCUUCAAAGAAUUCUGGGCCCUGUAGUUUAUCCCUCACAGCAAUGCAAUUCCAAGCAACCCUUAACAAACUACAGGACCCAGAAUUCUUUGAGGCAAAGAAUGGGCUUCCAAGGGAUAGCAUGCACACAGCUUAAAAGAAGCAACAGCCUGUGCCGCUAGGUUGGAAAAGAUUCAGAAAACAGCAAGCAAAUUUAUCCAGGGGAUGAAGUGAAAGGUUGUAGCUUCUGGGACUUUUGAGUUUAGAGAAAAGGGUCAAUAAUGUUUUAAAUCAACCUGCCUUUUAAUUCGUGAACCUGUUGCUCAUCCCCCUUUGUGGAUCCAGCCCAGGCAAGUUCCUCGUCUUACUCCGGAGAAUAUGGCGGCAGCAGUGGGGAACAUUUUGACCAGUCCAGGAAUCAGCUGGAUGGUCCCAUAACAGCUCUGAGGAUACAGGCAAACAACAAGUAUAUACUGAGGUUUGUAUGUCUUUUGGGGUGCUACCUGUGUGUGGCAGAUUCAGCAAGGUUAGCAGAGGGGAUCUUCAGUGACUGGGGAGCCACAAUGUCACUGAAACCAGUGGCGCACAUUUCUGAGUAAAUAGCAUGGGUAGGAUCAGGGCUCACAAGUAAUGCCUCAUCUGUAUAUACAGCAAAUAAUAAUAAUAAUGAUGAUGAUGAUGAUGAUGGCUGGAUAAGGGUGGAUAAACCCACAUGUGGAUAAACCCACAGGAUAUACAGCAGCUUUUGGCAAAUAUUUACAUCUGACCCAGGCUCAGUUCUUUGGGUUGUUGGGUGGUGAUAGGGCAAAGGCUGUACGGGAAGAGGAGUAGUUCUUGCCACUAGAUUUGGGUUGAGCAGAGGACCCAAGCCACAAACUGCAGGAAUGGGGAAUUUGAUCCAGCCAAGUUUUACAGGGAGGUGGGGGCUACCGACUUGUCAAUCGCUUGAUAUCACAAUGAUGUCAGGGGACCUGUUUCUACUCACCUAGAAGAUCAGUUGAUUAUCAGGAUUCUCAUAACUCCCUGAAGCGCAGGGGGUACUGCAUCCAGCCGGUGGGCGGGACACUUAUCUCCCCCACCUCCUUGUGGGGGGCCACUGAGCUGUCAGUCACCUGACUUCAGAUCACAGUGACAUCAGGUGACCCAUUCACCUGGUUGUCAGGAUUUGCGAAGUGCGACACACAGACUUAUGCAAGCCCCUGGCUCUCAUCUAGUGGAACUGGGCCCAGAAAUUCCUGUGCGAUUUCCCUGCUGACUGAGAACUGAUGAUGUACAAAUUGCCUGAUAUGGUGGUGAAACCUGGGUGGUAAUUAAAAGUGGUUGUCCGUUGGUUUCUAUCUGAGAUGCAGCUGUUAAACACUGUCCCUCAGAAGGUGGCAGCCUUCACUAACCACAAUCCAUCCCUUGUCACUGCAGCAUCCAGGUUCGCUACGGCGGCAUGUGGUCCAGGAUUGAAGGGAACCCCUCAGGGAGCCAAUCUGUGAUGCCGCUGUUUCCUGGAGAAGGCAUCGUGCAAGUCUUGGGCCGCUUCGGAAGCUUUGUGGAAUAUAUUGCCUUCCGCACCAACCUCGGCCGUGUCUUUGACUACGGGGCUGGCUCCGGUUUGGGGGUCGCCUUCGACGCUGAGCCUUUGUUCCCAAACACCGUCCUGCGCUACAUCAGCGGCCGCUCAGGGCCUUUGGUCAGCGCUGUCGGGUUCCACUGGGACAAAGAAGAAGGAAUUGGAGGGUGGGAUCAAUCCACUGGCUCUCCACACACCAAGAAUAACAGCCCAUAGGACAGAACUCUGAUCCAUCUGCUUUCAACGUCUCCUUGGAUAUCAAUAAAAGCAGCCGAGGGAUUAUGGGAGAAGGUAAAGCUGGAAGUCAAGAGAAUUGGAAGUGAAGUGGCAGGGAGGUUCAUGCUUUAUCUAUCUAUAUAAAUGUGUAGAACGCAUCAACCAAAAAAGAAGAAGGAAAGAGAGGUACCACAAUACAGUGCUACCUUGGGUUAAGUACUUAAUUCGUUCUGGAAGUCCGUUCUUAACCUGAAACUGAUCUUAAUCUGAAGCACCACUUUAGCUAAUGGGGCCUCCUGCUGCUGCCACGCUGCCACUGCGCGAUUUCUGUUCUUAUCCUGAAGCAAAGUUCUUAACCUGAGGUACUAUUUCUGGGUUAGCAGAGUCUGUAAACUGAAGCGUCUGUAACCUGAGGUACUACUGUACAUAUGGUAUUUCUCCCUUCUUAUAAUAGGACCAUAAUAUUCAACAUUAGUAUCCUAUCCAUUAUGGAGCAUAUUGUGGUAAAUAACGGUCCCUGUUUUUUGUCUCAUCCCAUUGUGUCCAUGC